Messenger RNA from Manis javanica (Malayan pangolin), 4399 nucleotides. RefSeq names its product 6-phosphofructo-2-kinase/fructose-2,6-biphosphatase 3 (gene PFKFB3). Gene Ontology annotation, molecular function: 6-phosphofructo-2-kinase activity; ATP binding; fructose-2,6-bisphosphate 2-phosphatase activity. Gene Ontology annotation, biological process: fructose 2,6-bisphosphate metabolic process; fructose metabolic process. NCBI's taxonomy places the organism in Eukaryota, Metazoa, Chordata, Mammalia, Pholidota, Manidae. The record is from RefSeq and is a predicted model, not a curated record. Gene Ontology annotation, cellular component: cytosol.
AGGGCCGGGUAAUCCUGCGGAGCUGUAGAGCAAGCGAGCGACUGUGAAGCUGGCUGGAGGACUGGAGCUGGCACAAGGCGACCGCGGCAAUCGCUGCGCUCCGAGCAUCCGCGGGGCCUCCCGACUGGACGAGCCCGGCCCUGCAAGAGCUGAGUACGGCUCCAGCCCCCCACCCUUCUCGCCGCGCUCAAGUGGCCGCAAGCUCGGGAGAGCUUUCGUGAUUUAGCACAAAGCACUUUUCCAAAAAGCGCCGGGGCCGCGCUCCCGCGCACGCAGUUCCCCUUCCCCUUUGUUCCGGGGGUCCACAGCCCGCUGUCCUCCCCUAGUCAGGAUUCUUCGCAAGGGGCGGAGGGCUGUCGAGUCUAGGCUGUGAAGAUGCCCUUGGAGCUGACUCAGAGCCGGGUGCAGAAGAUAUGGAUCCCCGUCGACCACCGCCCCUCGCUGCCCAGAUCCUGUGGGCCAAAGCUGACCAACUCCCCCACGGUGAUCGUCAUGGUGGGCCUGCCUGCCCGGGGCAAGACCUACAUCUCCAAGAAGCUGACUCGCUACCUCAACUGGAUUGGUGUCCCCACGAAAGUGUUCAACGUGGGCGAGUACCGCCGUGAGGCCGUGAAGCAGUACAGCUCCUACAGCUUCUUCCGUCCUGACAACGAGGAAGCCAUGAAAGUCCGGAAGCAGUGUGCUCUGGCUGCCUUGAGAGAUGUCGAAAGUUACCUGGUGAAGGAGGGGGGCCAAAUGGCAGUUUUCGAUGCCACCAAUACUACUAGAGAGAGGAGACAUAUGAUUCUUCAUUUUGCCAAAGAAAAUGGUUUCAAGGUAUUCUUUAUCGAGUCUGUGUGUGAUGACCCUACAGUCGUAGCUUCCAACAUCAUGGAAGUAAAAAUCUCCAGCCCGGAUUACAAGGACUGCAACUCAGCAGAAGCUACAGAUGACUUCAUGAAGAGAAUUAGUUGCUAUGAGGCCAGUUAUCAGCCUCUGGACCCGGAUAAAUGUGACAGGGAUCUAUCCCUAAUUAAGGUGAUCGAUGUGGGCCGGCGAUUCUUGGUGAACAGAGUUCAGGACCACAUUCAGAGCCGAAUUGUGUACUACCUGAUGAAUAUCCACGUGCAGCCUCGUACCAUCUACCUGUGUCGGCACGGAGAGAGUGAGCACAACCUUCAGGGGAAGAUCGGAGGAGACUCGGGCCUGUCCAGCAGGGGCAGGAAGUUUGCCAACGCUCUGAGCACGUUUGUGGAGGAGCAGAACCUAAAGGAUCUCAGGGUGUGGACCAGCCAGCUGAAAAGUACCAUCCAGACGGCAGAAGCCCUUCAGCUUCCCUAUGAGCAGUGGAAGGCGCUCAACGAAAUCGAUGCUGGCGUUUGUGAGGAGAUGACCUACGAGGAGAUCAAGGACACCUACCCUGAGGAGUACGUCCUGCGAGAGCAGGACAAAUAUUACUACCGCUACCCCACCGGGGAGUCCUACCAGGACCUGGUCCAGCGCCUGGAGCCAGUGAUCAUGGAGCUGGAGCGGCAGGAGAACGUGCUGGUCAUCUGCCACCAGGCUGUCCUGCGCUGUCUCCUGGCCUACUUCCUGGACAAGAGCGCAGAGGAGAUGCCUUACCUGAAGUGCCCCCUCCACACCGUCCUGAAACUGACGCCCGUUGCCUACGGUUGCCGGGUAGAAUCCAUCUACCUGAACGUGGAGUCAGUGAACACGCACCGGGAGAGGUCGGAGGAUGCCAAGAAGGGCCCUACCCCGCUCAUGAGGCGCAAUAGUGUCACCCCACUAGCCAGCCCCGAGCCCACCAAAAAGCCUCGCAUCAGCAGCUUUGAGGAGCAUGUGGCUCCCACCUCCACUGCCCUGCCUGACUGCCUGCCCCCGGAGGUGCCCGCGCCGCUGCCCGGACAAAACGUGAAAGACUCCCAGAGCAGCAGCGACUCGCCCAGGACACACUGAGGCAGACCCGGCGGUUCAUUCCAUUUCCAUUCCUGCGGUUUAGAUAGUACCCAUCCACCUGCCCAAGGCCAACGAUCCCAGGGACUUCUGGAAUGGGGUGGGGUGGAAAGAGGGGUCUGCGGGUCGAAGAGAACCUGUGACUGAGACCCCAGAAUGCCUUUCCUGUGUGCGUGUGGAAUCCUGCUUCUGUGUCACGCGGGAGCCACCCCACCCUGUGCUCUCCAGGGCCUUUCAGAACUAUGUGGCCUCACCAGCUUUCCACAGGGUGUGGUGAGGACCCGGAGCAGUGGAAGAGGAGAGAAGGCCCUUCGGAGAGGACAAAGGUGCCUCCAGGCAGUUUUGUUUGUUUUCAUUUGUUUCUGUGCCCCUGUCCUAGAAUUAAAGGGAGCCUAGAUUCUAGUAGCCGAAGGGUAAAGGGGCAGUGAAAACCUUCAGGAGACUCUUGUAUCUUGAUGAAGAAUGGACCAGGCGAUGCAGUGCAGGGCCCUCCCUGAGGCGGAGGGAAAAGUCCCCAGGCUGGAGCUGCCUGUCAGCUGCACAGCCACCGCAAGGCAGGCUCAUACACCUUUUGGUCUGCCUCCUGCCUCUGAAGGUGUUACAGGGACAGUCAGGCUGUGUAGGCAAAGGAAAUGUUUUGCCAAAAAACCCCUAGGCCUCACCCUCCCAGGGAACUCUGUGGACCUGUGCUCUCCCUCCUGGAUGUGAGGCCCCAGGGAGGCAGCUGUGGGAGCCACUUGCUUUUGCACUUUUCCUGGAAGAACGGGUGCCCUGAAUGUUGCACCUUAUUAUCAGGAGCUGGGGUGAUUGGGUUUUGUGUCCUCGGGCUGGAGCUUUUAAGUGGGGAGCCUGUCGUGCCCAUGCAACAGGGGUUCAGCCACCCCAGGAGACUGGCCAGGGUGUGAGCAUCUGGAUCAUCUCAAGACUGAUCCUAGGAGACAGCAUGGAGAAGCACACGAGCUUGGCUGCCACCUCCCUUCAGGACCUUCAGAACCUCCCGUGUUGCCCAGCAAGACCUCCUGUGCAUGGCCUCCUGGCAGGAUUCAGCUCACUUUGCACGCUUUCAUCCAGCAUCUGCUGUGCGCCCAGUGUUCUUCUGGGUUCCUUGGAGAGAAUGUCCUUGCCUUCAUGGCACCUGUGGCAUUUUAGGGGGUUCAAAGCAGGACCUGUGGAACAUACGGUUCUAACUACCUGUAAUUUCUGCCUGCUGGUUUCUCCUUGUUGUCUCCAAGUCCCGGGGGCUAGUGGGGGUCUUGAGGCCCAGAAGAAACAGUUUGGAGACUUGGUGGUAUUUUGUCUGAAUGACGCUUUUAAGGAUCUUUGACAGCCGGUGCCAAAGGUCACUUUCCUUUCCCACCCUCUGCUUUUGAGCCAGGUAUCCUUAACCCUUUGGGCUUAGGAAGGAGUUACCGAGAGUGGGUUGAGGGCUUGGGCAUCUGGAGCUGGGAGUGGAGAGAAGUACUGCUUUUGUUUUUAGCUUGAGAAGAGCUUUUUGAGAAUGCAUGUUUCUCUGGUUGGGAUUCAGUGGGAAAUGGAGUCACGCUUCAACACCAUACAGGCAAGUUUGUGGGUUUCACAACAGCUGUUGACACCACCACCCACCCUGCCCAUCAGCAGUCUGUCUGAGAGGGUGUCCUUUAUGUCCUUGUGUGACCGAAGGCUUGGGUUUUCCCUGCUGUCACAAGCCUUGCAGGCAGCUUGUGUGUGUGUGUGUGUGUGUUUGUGUGCGCGCAUGGUCUUGGUCGUUUUUUUAGGACCCUCAGCUCUGCUCUUGAGAAUGGCUUGCACCCCACUUCCUGGCCCGCUUUGGGUGUCAGACCUGACCCUGAUCUGAUCAGGCAUGGGGGCUGUGUGAAGGUGCAUGCCCCACCCUCCUGCACGGGGAGGGACUAAAUGUGGACCCAGGGGGAGACCUUGGGGAGAACCAGCUGCUGCCCAAUCGGCAGCCUGGGCUUGUGCAUUUGUGAGGUGGGUUGGGGGCUUCUGCUCUAUUGCCUGUCGUCCCUGCCUUCUGAAAAAUACCUGGGACCAAUUUUUUAAUGUCUCGUAUUUGUUUCUGGGUGGACUUACCCGCCCCACCCCCACCUUCUAUUUCUGUCCUGAGACCAAGGGCAAAACUCUUCCUUUGUGGUGAGAAGAAAACCUGUUUGAACCACACCAAUGAUAUUUUUGUUUGUAAUACUUGAAAUUUAUUUUUUUAUUAUUUUGAUAGCGGAUGUGCUAUUUAUUUAUUUAAUAUGUAUAAGGUAGCCUGGAAAUAGGAAGCUGUAUGGAUUGGGUUAGUUGACAUUGGUUGGUUUAGGGGCCUCUUAUGUGUGACUUGACUUAACGCCUUCUCCGCAUCCUGUAUAUUUGUCUGAAUUAAUUACCUGGGAUGAAGCUGUGGCAGCUUUCAAACGGGAUGCCUUUCAGAAAUUUGUAUAUUUUGCAUUUGCCAAAAUAAUAAAAUACUAGUUGACAUACA